Messenger RNA from Mugil cephalus (flathead mullet), 3536 nucleotides. RefSeq names its product protein FAM180A. The record is from RefSeq and is a predicted model, not a curated record. The transcript has 3 exons. NCBI's taxonomy places the organism in Eukaryota, Metazoa, Chordata, Actinopteri, Mugiliformes, Mugilidae. The coding region runs from base 226 to 747 and encodes 173 amino acids.
ACACACACACACACAUAUAAAAGAAAACGAGAGUGAGAGAGGAUGGAGGGAGGAGGCGACAAAAAAAGUGAAUGUGGUGAACGAAGGAAUGGUCCCGCAUAUGAAAUGAGUGCAUGCGAGAUGUGAAAGGCAGGGCUCUCAUUCACCUUUUGUGAUGUUCAUUCAAGACUGUGAUUGCAUCUUUUGAGGGAGCUUGACGGGACGAAGGGUGUGUGCGCUGAUUUCAUGUGUGCGAGGAUCAGCAUGACGCAGUGGUGGGCUUUACUCGCGGUGGUUUACCUGUCCAUCCACUGGGCGGCCACUCAGCACCACAGGAAAGCUUUGUAUCCGUCUGCACAUAGGAUAAGACGGGGGACGCACACGCUGAUCAACCCCACGUUCCAGCGUUCAGUGGAGGACGUCAAUCUGCUGUUUGAGAUCCUGCUGGCCGGAAUGCAGAUCGGAGACGAGGAACACGCCACCGUGAUCCCAGAUGAGGAGCUGGCCUCCCUGAGGAGUGUGGAGAAGCUGGAAGUCAUCUGCGAGGACGUCCUGCCCAAGAGCCUCCCCGAGAUCCGACGCCUGGCGGCCGAGCUCGCCCAGCGGCGCCGGCCUCUGGGCUGGCAGGACUUUGAGCGGACGGUGCUGACGCUGGUGUACGCGACUCAGACGGUGGCUAAGAUCACAAACCAGCACCAGAGAGAUUUGUGGACAGACGCUUUGGUCCAGCUGUUCAAAGCCGUGCAGAGAGACCUCAAACCCUCUUGAAGCCGUUUUAUGAAUGUGUUGAUCUCUUGCUCGUUAUCGUACAUGGCUUUCUAACAUGUGUGUUUGACCUUUGUUUUUUAACAUAACUAGUGUAUAAAGUAUGUGUUCUUAUACUUCCGGCUAUAUUAUCCCAUUUGCAGGAGCUACACACCGACCUGGCAUAACAUUAUGACCACCUUCCUAAUAUUGUGCCUCCAAAACAUGGGCCUUCUGAGGGUGAAUUAUCCCACAGAUGUUUGAUCUUUGGGAUCUAGGGAAUUUUGGAGGUGUUGUGCUGAUCUUUUUUUUUUUUUUUUUUAUUGUGAGUUGUUCCUAGUUGGGGUUGUGGUCUGGUCUAGGUGGGUGCUACAUGCCUAUGUAACUGAGGUUUUAAGGUUUCAAGGAUGUGGUGCUCAGCACAGUCUGUAAAAAAAAUAAAAAACACCUUAACACAUAGGUCUACAACAGGGGAUCCGCGACCCCUAGGGGAUCCGCAGAGGUACUGCAGGGUCUAAUCUUUGGUUGAUUAGACAUUUUUUAUAUAUUCAAUUUUUCCCUACAAAUUUAAAUUUCCAUAAAUACACAUAAACAUGAUAUCAAAGUAUUUUAAUAAAGAGGUAAGGGAUAGCUUAAUAUUGAAUGCAAAGUUAUAUAUUUAUAAAUAACACUAGGCUGAGUUUCAUAUAGAAUACGUAUAGUAGGUAGUGGAUCCCUAUUUAAUCUCUCCAACAGUUUGGGGGUCCAUGGCAAAAAAAAUGUCAAAAGAUUGAAACAAAAACUUAUCGUAGGAUCAUGGUAAUCCAGUUCCAGUUCCAAUCAUCAGUUAUUCUAUUAUUAUUAUUCUCCAGCUGCAGCAGCAUAUUUAGGCUCUGUCUUAAAACCCACAUGCUUACUCAUUUACCAUCAACCAUCGAAGGAGUGACAAUCAGAAGACACGAAAUGAUUCAUUUCACGUCCAAACGCCGCGUAAUUAACCGCAAGUCCCUCAUUCUGUAUGCGAGUUUUCAAAAACUGCAUUGUUGGUGAGAAAAUGACUCGGCAUAAAUAAAAAGGCUUCUGUUGAGAUAAUGGUUCAGUUAUUCAAGUUUUUGCCACAAAAACCUUUCAAGUGCAUUUUUAAUCUAAUAAUUUCUGUUACUCGUCUCAGCUCCUCGUCUCAGUGCAACUAUAAUAAAUUACUUGAUUAUUUUUGCAUUAUGUAAAAUGAAAUAAAAGCAUCCUCGUUAAUCAAAUCCCCCUUUUCCCCGGACCGAGGGGAUUUGAAAAGCCAUGAAAAGCUGCCCUCUGACUUUUCAUGAUCAUGUCCGACUUUUAAAAAAAGAACCGACUUCAAGCUUGAUGUUAGCUUGACAACCAGAGUCAACUCCAACCCCUCGCCCCCCUCCCCCGGUGCUGGACGUCACCGAGCAACUUCAGAAGAUUUGUUCGGCUCAUUGAUUUGCCCGUAAAAGCCCUUUUGAAAGAAAACCACUGAUUUGUGCUUAGGAGUCCGUGUACAUCAAUACCCUUGAUUGCUCAUUUAAGCAACCUGUAAAAUGUUCGAUGGAUGUUUGCUUCGGCUCUCGCUCAUGUGGGGAAAUAGGCACUUAAUUGGCUUUUGUGCACUCAUCGUGGAGUGCAAGGAAAGUACCUGGUUUGUGUUGUUUUUUUGCCCCCCCCCCCCCCCCCCCCCCCCUUGAGUCAAUUAGUUUUACAUUUGCUUACACUCCUCUGGCUUUUCUCCAGCACUUGCAUCCAAAAUAACAACCCCAACUUUUGAUUUUCUAAUGAUGAUGAUGAUGAUGAUGCUGAUGAGUUCGGGGGAUGUUUUGCUAACAAUUUCAGCAUAAAGAGACUUAUCAGUGUGUUUCGUGGAGAAAAAAAAAAAAAGAUCCAUCCUCUCUGUGGCGUAAUUCAUGUUGACAGAGCAUCACCAAGUGGCUGCAGGCGGAAGUGCUGUCCUCAUCUGAAAGUUGAUAUCCUUGAAGCUGGUAUUUCUGUCCACUACUAUUAGGACUUGAUGAGCUGUAACUGCGACGAUGAAGAGGUUGAUCACGAAAUGAGCCUUUAAGAGAUUUGUCUGAAGUUAUACACGCAGAUUCUCUCAGAGCCAUUCUCUCUGUUGAUCAAUAAAGCCGAUGCUCAUGCAGAAUGCUGCGUCUCUUAAAAAGUGACUCUGUUUAAAAUAUUCUGUUUUCCUGAGCACAACAUAUGGAAAUGUACCAAACAAAUCAACAGCAUAUAGGCCAUGAACAGCGUGGUAGUCAUUCAAGACAAAUCCUGUGAGUGCGUUAACAUUCAUUUAAACUGCCAGCAAACAUGUAUUUGACUUAAAAUAUACACCAAUCAGCCACAACAUUAAAACCGCUGACAGGAGAAAUGAAUAAAACUGACCAUCUUGGGACUAUUCAGUGUUCUGCUGGGAAACAUUCGGACCUGGUAUUUGUGUGGAUGUUACUUAGGCAGGUAGCACCCACGUAGACCAGGCACCUCCACCCCACAACAUUGACACUCUGCUUUAAGAACAACUCAAAAAUUAUGCAGAACUACACAAUGUUUUGACCUGGCCAACAAACUGACCAAGUAUCUCUGGAAUGACACAAGGAAGACCUAUACAAUAUAAGGAAGGUGGUCAUAAUGUUAUGCCUGAUCGGUGUAUCUUUAUCUCUUCACCUUUUCUGAUUUAGAUGUGAUCAAUUAGUAGCCCGAUGUGGUCACUAGGUGGCAGCAUUUCCAAUCGGAUCCCUUAUCCACAAUCAGGACACCAGUCCGUGUGUUUGCCUUUUAUUAUUGAUUUGUGUAGACGUGGUAAUAAAUGUUAUGUGUGUGUG